CAAUCAAGAGUGUAUAUCAAGUCACCCUUUUGUCUCACCUCUCUCUGCACACACAAUCAUUCUCAACCAACGGAGAGGGAGAGCGCAGCAUGAAGAAGAUCAAUCAGCUGAUACUGAGGAAGUGCAAGAGCUUGUCCCGGCAACUGGGGAGAUCCUCGUCCUACAGCAACCUCAGGUCGAAGUCGGCGAGAGAGGUCGAGCUGUGGUGCGGCAUGCUAGACGACCCCAACGAGCCUCGCGAGACUAUAAUCGUUGGGAGCUCAAGGAAGCGUUACUUGAUCAGCUCCAAGCACUUGAGCCACCCCUUGUUGAACGCUCUCAUCCAGAAGUCCUCAUCGUCAUCGAAGCAGAAGCCGGGAGACAGGGAUGGUGUUAUUCAGGUGAAGUGCGAAGUGGUUCUCUUCGACCACCUCCUGUGGAUGCUCGACAAUGUUGACCCAAGCAUCGGUCCCGAGUCGCUGGAAGAACUGGCUGAGCUCUAUGUUUUCUGAUGAUGAUAAGGGCUCUUAUUUCUCUACACUAUAAAUUUUACCUAGAUCUCCAGCUAUUGAUGAUUCUUUUAUUUUUAAGAGAGAUAGAUAAUUCAAAUCUUGAUUCAUUUCAUAUUAGGUCAAGACUGCCGAAUGCACCUGAUCAAAAAUUUUGAUGAUCGAAUCAUCAAGUGCUUUCGGCAUUUCUUUGUGGAUCUACAGCAAUAAACGUAAUUACAAUAUACGAAUGAAGCAAGUCCAUGGAUCUGGUGGGUCGCAAGUUGGACUCAAGUUAUGUGAUGGGCGCUGAUGGGGGAAGGGGAUCUGUAUGCGUAUAGUAUAAGGUGUUGAAUUCUUGCUUUGUCACAAUAUUAUGAUAUGAUCUAUACACGCCCGGGCUAGUACAUGGUUCUGCUAUUUAGAUCCCUUUGUUCUUGAAUAAAUUUGGUGAUUCAAUAUCAGAUAUUUGGACAAAUCAUAGUUUUUUUCUAGACAUAUAUGAUCUCUUAUUCAUUGGU
Molecule: messenger RNA, 988 nt
Organism: Syzygium oleosum
Lineage: Eukaryota; Viridiplantae; Streptophyta; Magnoliopsida; Myrtales; Myrtaceae
Product: auxin-responsive protein SAUR76
Exons: 1
Coding region: 90-491 (133 amino acids)
Biological process (GO): response to auxin
Source: RefSeq, a predicted model, not a curated record